Molecule: messenger RNA, 1658 nt
Organism: Aegilops tauschii subsp. strangulata
Lineage: Eukaryota; Viridiplantae; Streptophyta; Magnoliopsida; Poales; Poaceae
Molecular function (GO): protein binding
Source: RefSeq, a predicted model, not a curated record
GCGAGAUCAGUGAGUAGGGCGAGAUGACGACCGCCAGCCCCCGCCGCCGCCACCUCCGCCCUCGCUCGUCGGCGGCCGGGCCGCUGGACGACGACGACCUCCUCUGUGAGAUCCUCCUACGCCUCCCCCCGCAGCCGUGCUCCCUCCCCCGCGCCUCUCUCGUCUGCAAGCGCUGGCGCAACCUCGCCUCCGACCCAGGCUUCUCCCGUCGCUUCCGCAUCCACCACCGCCGCAGCCCUCCCCUCCUCGGUUUCUUUGACAAUGAUCUCGGCUGCUCCUUCCUACCUACUCUGGAGGCGCCCAAUCGUGUCUCGCCCGGACGCUUCUCCUUGCAGUCCGGCGACCGAUUCCCCUUCCGGUGCCUUGGAUGCCGCCAUGGCCUCGUACUCGUCUUCGACCGGACGGACCUCAGUUUCCUCGUGUGGGAACCCGUGACCGGCGAACAGCACCGGCUAGCCUGCCCCCCGGGGUUCGAUCUGGCGGAGUUCGAUCCGGAGAGAGGCCGGAUCAACCGGGCGGUGCGUCAUGCUGGCCGAGGCGUCCAAGACUUCCAGGUGGUCUUGGUAGUGGCAGGCGACAACGACACAAAGCAAAGGCGAGCGUUCGCUUGCGUUUACUCGUCGGAGACCGGCGCAUGGGGUAAUGUCAUGUCAACAUUGAUUAAGUCCAAGUUUAUGGUCGUUUUUCCCAGCAGAUUUCAUACAGUGCCUGCUGUGCUGGCUGGGGAUUCCCUUUACUGGAUACUUGCUGGGAUUUCAUCAAGCAACGUUGGUUUUGAUUUUCAUGCGGAGUGGCAAAUCCUUGAGUUUGAUUUGGAGCGGCAGAAGCUAGCUGUGAUACAGACGCCAGCGAUGGCGAAAGUUUUUCGCAAAGACCGCUUCACAGUCGUGCGGGGAGAUGGUGGUGGGCUGGGUAUGCUCAUCUUGAAAGACUUCACUGCCCAAUUAUGGAAGAGGAAGAUGGAUUCUGAUGGUGUUGCUUCAUGGGAAUUGGAAAAAAGUAUUGAUCUGAAUAAGCUUCUUUCCCUGAAUUUAAACAAGAUGGGCUGCGUAAGGAUGCUACGAUUUGCCGAGGACAAUAAUUUGCUGGUCCUCCACACCUAUUUCGGUCUCUUCACGGUCCAGCUUCAGUCAUUGCAGUUCAAGAAACUUUCUGGAAAGAAGAAGCUUUCUCACUGUCAUCCGUUCGAAAGUGUCUACACCGUAGAAACAUGCAUUGGAGGUGGACAUGGUGAAGCUAAUCUUUUGCAAAAUGCAUAAGAUGAUUGUCUGGUUGAGCAGGAAUCUAUGGUUACAUUCUGGUGGCUGAGAUGCAGAAACGAGUUGUUGGGUGUAGUUUCUCCCAUUCUAAAGGUUGACUGCAGAGAUUGAGCCUCUAUGUAGCAUGCAUUAGUCAGCUGCUAAGUGAACUUGUAGAAACUAACCGCUUGAUUUGCUAACUUCCAUAAUCUAUGUAGUCGUUCGUCGGCUGGCAUGAAGGCCCAUUGAUUUGCUUCCACUAGUUAGUACUUGUCCCUCUCAGUUUGCUUAAUUUGUCUCAUGUUUUUUCAAGCAAGUAUGUUCCAGUUUUCUGCGUCUUUUUGUUGAUUUUGUCAUCUGAUUCUGUCUAGUGAAUGUGAACUGCAGCUGGCUGUGUGGUAUUUGUUGAUUUUGGUGCUA